Rodentolepis nana is the source of this 2205-nucleotide messenger RNA. The record is from the annotation of a GenBank genome assembly. Lineage: Eukaryota; Metazoa; Platyhelminthes; Cestoda; Cyclophyllidea; Hymenolepididae.
AUGAUGCUACUCUUCCUUCUUUUUGCACUUGUUGGGCGUGGCGACGCUCUUUGUUCAUCUGGGUGCUAUUGCCCAUCUGACGAGAUAGCCCAUUGUUGUCUUUUUCCACCCGAUUUUCCCUCUCCCGUUCAAUGCAGUAUACCGGGUCGGCGUCAAAUUUCAGCUAAUGCCAAUUUAACUCUUCGAUGGCCUGUUAUGGAUACUUGUUUAGCAAGGUGGACUGAUCUGUCUGUUCAACUGGAACCUGGUUCUUGGCCACCACCCAGGCCUAGGCGACCAUGUACAGCCCUAUUGCGUCGCAUUACCAUCUCUGGUGGUGGUUUGAUUGUCCUCAAAGCCCAACACUUCCAAACACUCUUUGGUAAUCAAGAAAACCAGUUAAAAUCGAUCACAAUAGAGAAUACUAACUUGGAAAACUUGGAACAAGGUCUAUUUGAUCGUCUUUCACUCAAAAGCCUAACGGAAAUCCAUAUUCGGGAAAAUCCUAACCUUGGUUAUAAGGGCUUCGGAGUGUCUGUUUUUUCAAGUCUCCCUCAGCUUGAAACCCUUGAUCUUAAGGGUAAUAGAAUUGAGCAUUUGGACUUCGUGCGAUGGGGUUUCCCAGUUAUUGAUAAAGGCAAACCUCCAAGUCGACUUAUCAACUUAAAUUUGGCUAAUAAUAGCCUGACUUUUAUCAAAUCUGGGACCUUCGUUUUGUUUCCUUUCCUGGAGUCUCUAUCACUGGCAAACAACCGAUUAUCUAGUCUCUCCUCAGAUGUAUUUGAAGGUCUUUUUAGUCUUAAACAACUGGAUCUAUCUGGAAAUUUAUUGAAUCUUAUGGAACUUAAAAACAUGCCAGCUUUCAGUAUUACUCUUGCUAACCUCAACAUCCUUGAUAUCUCGAUGAAUCCGCUUAUGCGGAGCAUUUAUACUGAAAAUGUGAAAUGGUGGUUGUCCUCAGGUUGUCCAGCGUCUCUUACUCAUCUCUUUAUGAAUUUUAUCGAAGUGGAUCAGGGACAGGAUUAUCCCAUUCUUCCACCUAUAGACUGGAGUAAGUGUGCCAAAUUAGCACAAGUCAAUAUCCAACAAAUUCCUCGGUUGCCUUGUCUUCCUUCGUCCUGGCUACGGUCUGACGUUUUUCCCGCAUCUCCUGAGUUUGUCACUUCAGCGUCUAAAGUUUGUCCACCAAUAACCACGCCGUCAAUCAAAACUACCAUUUCCCCCAUAAUUGCCUCCACCUUGCCUUCUCUUGCAAUUAACGCAACUACUAAACCGUUACCCUCCUAUCCAACUGGUGUUCGAGAACUUAUCGUCAGUUCUGUCGUUGGUGGUGUCCUCUUCAUUCUGCUUAUUUUUCUAAUUAUUACGGUUUUUCUUUGUCGUCGGCGACGCUGGAUGUAUGGACCUGUGGGAAAGGAAAAUGGGAAACCCGGCCGUAUUAGUAUCGGCUCACUUAAUAGUGGUCUAUGCCAGAGACCUCUGAUUGCUUCAACUUACAUCCCUGCUUCUCCAGACUGUCCAUUACCCAUUUCAGACGGUGAUUGUGAUGACGGAGAUCUAUCUGCGAGUUCAAUGCGACCAUCAGAGUCUCGCAUCCUUUAUGAUGAAAGUGGAAUUCCUGUUUGUAGUAUGGUGGUGCCUGAGCCUGGUUCUCCAACCGUUGUCAUGCUACCAGAUGGAACAUUGGCACUCACACCACAGUUUAUUCCCUUUUCAGGGAGGGCAACUCCUUCCAGUCAUACAGGGCUUCUAGAUAACUCCAAUUAUCGCAAUUCUCGACUGUUUCUUAAACAUCCCUUUAUGGUCCCACUCAUGACAAGUCAUAACUCUCUCGCAAAUUCGCAGAUUGAUUUUCUCCAAAAACAGUCUCACUCGCAGCACUUGGGAAAGACUAGAAGUCGUCUUCAUCAGCAAAAUGGAGGUGCAGGUACUGUUCGGAAUCAGCCUCCGAAUUCAUCGCUCUCAUGCAAGUCUACUUCCUUUUCCUCCCUCGGAGGUUCAGUCCACUCGGAAAUUCAUCCUCUAAGUAGUAGUGUAUUCAGAGCCAGUCCACCGCCUCUCGACCAACUUCCACAAACCAAAUCCCCCUCCUCCCCAUCGAAUGCCUCAAUUGAAGAUGAGGAACCCUCUUUAAUGGUCGAGACUACUGCUGUAACAACAAUGGCAUCUACGAGUAUGUCUGCCGCAAACCCCCUUAACAGUCAGUCCGAUGAAACUGCUUCUUAG